Symbiodinium necroappetens is the source of this 8127-nucleotide messenger RNA. NCBI's taxonomy places the organism in Eukaryota, Dinophyceae, Suessiales, Symbiodiniaceae. The record is from the annotation of a GenBank genome assembly.
AUGGUUUCUGAAGCUCCACGGGCCUUCGUGCGCCUGAAGACGCUUCACGGCCAUUUCUCGCAGUCUCCAUUUGAUGCAGCGGAGGUGGAGCAGCUCUUGGACCUUUCGCAGCAUGUCUUCCUCGAGCUGCGGCACAAAACGCGUGUAUACUCCCUUGCUUGCGGUUACAUCGCAAGACAGCCGGACGUGCAGUCCUUGCGAUACAGUCCGGAGCUGCUGUCCGGCAGCGUUGAGGAGAAUGAUUUACGUACGGAAGCCACUCCGACGACCAUUGGCCUCGGCUUCUUCGAAUUUCAGUGGAAGGGCCAUGAGUUGACGGCCCUGCAUCAGAUGUUCGGUUCACCUGUCGGUGCCGGGAAUGCCGUGGACGUUUUCACAAACUUAGUCUUGUUUGCGAAGAUCGGAGAGGCAGAGGCUUUGCCAUUGUUCUGCAACGAGCUUGUUCAGCAGAGCGAGCAAGUGCAGGCAGGUUUCAUCAAUGUCUUCGAAUGGCAUCCGACUCAACAGUACUGGCAAGCGCGGGUUGUGUGCCCGGCGCGGCCGAUGGCAUCCAUCAUCUUGGACGCAGGAGUGAAAGAGAAGCUGCUGGCUGAUCUGGACGAGUUUCUGGCGCCGGAAACUCAAAAGUGGUACAAGGAGCAUGGAAUUCAGCACAAGCGAGGCUACUUGUUUUAUGGAGCGCCUGGCUCCGGCAAGACAUCGCUGGUGCAGGCAAUUGCAGGCCAUUUUCAGCACAAUUUGUGUUAUGUGCACUUAACGCACCCCAACCUCACGGACGAGUCCUUGAGGGCAGCAAUGAACCAAGCGCCACGUCACUCGCUUCUAGUUUUUGAGGACAUCGACGCGAUUUUCGGUCGGGAUCGUGAGAAACUUCUCGCCGACUCGGUUUUGACCUUCUCAGGCCUUUUGAAUGCCCUCGAUGGCGUCGGCAAAGCUGACGGCCAGAUUUUCGUCAUGACGACCAAUCACCGUGAUCGACUCAACCCUGCGCUGAUCCGCAAUGGCCGAGCAGACCUGCAUGUUGAGUUUUCCUAUGCCUCGGACAGCCAGAUCGCUGGUAUGUUUGCACGAUUCUAUCCUAGCACCGAGCAAAGAUGCCAAGACUUUGUCACCAACCUUCGUCAUUGCCUGGCGGGUCGGCCAGUGACGACAGCCGCGCUGCAGCAUUUCUUUAUUCUGCACCGAAGGAGCUCGGCGUUGCAAGCCUUGGACAGCGUGCAGGACGUUGUGGAGGAGUUGGAGCAGCGCGCUGACGAACAGCGGAUGAGCAGGGUAGCUCGGGUAGCUCUUGGCACUACCGAUGCGCUGUCCGGCUGGGCUCUCGGCUGGGACUGGGAGCAUUGUGCGGCAAGUCUGCUGCCAGUGUUCUGUAUGGAGAAAUCGCAGCUGGACUACCUGCAUGCGAGAUCAGGCGGAAGUGUUGCUUUGGAGGGUGAAGGUCUGGAAAUCGAUAGUUCUGCUACUUGGAAUUUGCUGGUGCUGGAGCAGGCCUAUUCCGUCUUGCUCCUGCACCAGGAAGUGGAUGGCCACCUUGCGGGUCUUUCACGGAGUCUCAGUCGCGAAGAGCAUUUGGUGUUGUUCAGUUUCGGAGGGUUCUUCCUCAGCACCCUCGUCGGAUUUCUGCUGCUGCUGCUGCCUUGUGGGCACCACUGCUUGGGAGGCACUGAGAAAGUGAAACCGGAGGAGACUCCGGUGAUCCGCCGAUGUAAUUCCAAGGCGGAUGACAGCAUUGGCAUUGGAGAGCAAGUCCAGGCACCUCCAGCUGUGGCCAUGCGGGCUAUGCCAGCAGUGGGUUGCCGGGAAGAUGCUGCACAAGUGCCGGAGACACCACCACCCGUGGAGCAUCGCAAGCCUGAUGCGCAGCUUGAAGUCGAUGCAAGCUGCCCAACCUUCGAAAUGGAUGUGGUACCGGCCGCAGACGUUGUGGAGGAGGUGCAGGCGGUGCCGGUGCACAAGGAAGUUGUGCCCGCUGCGACACCCGCCACAGGCGCUGAGACGGCUGGCGCAGCGUUUCCCUUUCCCCGUGGACCAUCCAGGCCGCGCCGCCGCCGCUGCGGUGAGGCUUGGACUGCCGAAGAGGCGCCAAAGCAGAGGAAAGCCAAGGCUCGCAGCCUUACAGCUGUUCUCGAAGUCGACGAAGACGAGGGCGCAGAGGAAGAGGAGCAGAUUGAGGAAGAACAAAUCCUGGAAGUGGAAGGCCAGGACCAGAGCGGAGCGCAGGCAGUCAGCGAUGCAGAGCAAAACUCGAAUGCCCAGUUAUGUUUGGCCGCGAGUGCAGAUGGUCCGCAGCAACCCGAGUGCAAGCUGGAAGAGGCGCUCCCUUGCCAGGAGGGGCUGAUGCCGCCUGCCCAGGAACGCCGCUGUGGCAACGAGGAGAAGCCACCGAGUGCCCAGAGGCUGGUGCCGAUUCAAUCGCUGAGAGGAAGGACGCUGGAAAUCCUUCGAGCUGCAGGUAUGGGAACGGUGGGUCUUCCUGAGCUGCGCCGAGCCGUGCUCGUCUCCCUGGCAGGCCACUUCGUGGCGGGACUCCUGCUUCUGCUCGCAGGACACAUGGUCCUUGUGGCUCUCUCGCUGCUGUUCAUCAAGCUGUGCUUCCUGACUGUCCGGCUGAGUGCCUCCCCAACUGCUUCAGCCACAAAGAUAGCACAGUGUCCUUCACCGGAGAUAUCAGUAACACCGGCUGCAUCACCGGGAUCCUCAUCACCGCCUGCUAACGUUCCGGAAUCGUAUGCAGCCUCUUGGGGCUUCUUUCCACCAGACCGCGGCCUUUUACGUGAACAUGGAAACCAGCCUGGUCGCCUGGGUGUCGGUGUCAUGCCGGCAGUGGCUGAGGAGGACGUGGCUGCAGAUCCGAUGAUGGCACUGAGCACUCCGUCCAUGAGUUCCUGGCCCGAGGAGUCAGGAUCGGAUCACAGCUCCAAGUUGCUCAUGACCGGUAGAGGCCGGGAGAUUCUGCAUUUUUCCGCCCAGCUGGCCGCAGAGGGGGUCGCCCAGGCAAGCGUGUGCGCGGACAUAGAGUCCUUCCAGUCUGUGCCUUUGCCAGCCGCCUUCCCAGCGGCAGAGUGCGAAGAGAAGGUGCCCCAGACGAAUGGUAACCAGACGCAUGUACAGGAGCUUGAGGCAGGUGCAGCAGAAGGCCUGGGCGGACUCAGUCUUUCCGGUUCGGGAGGCUUCGGAACUAGCAGUUCCAUCACGCAGCCAGGCCUCUGCAUCGAGUUCAGGGCGCAUCUCGAUGGAGCUGCUGUGCUUAUGUUGCAGAGCGAUUCCGAGAUGUCUGCAAUUCCAGGGCACAGGUUAAUGAAAGGCAUUUCCCUUCUCCGAGAGCAUCCAGUCACUUGUCCAUUCCGGCUUUUCCAGACCCCGGCAUUUCGGAAGAUAGCUCGUCGACCGCAGGCUCUUGCACAGAUGGCAAACAAAGUGCUCGAGCUCGAGCGAUCGAUGUUGCACGAUUUUGCACGUUAUGACGGUGGACAUGUGGGCAGAGUAGGACCAAUACGCAACGGUUUCCACCUGGUGGGAUCGCUGCGCCAGGGUUGCCGGGAUACUCUCAUUGGCAUGUCUACCAUCGUUGCACUUGUAUCCUUCACCCUGGGCCAAGCCAUAGUCAUACUGUUCGUCUUCAUUUUCGAUGCUUGGACAAGCAAGAAGUAUGCCACUUCAAGCCUGUCUCGGCAUUUUAUGCUGGCUGCUGAGAACGCUACGUGCUUGAGUAGCAGGCGACUGACAGCUCUCACGGGCGACAUGCUCCCUUCCGAGUGUGCCCGUGAGGUGGUCAGGUCCACGUCGCUGGCAGCUUUCAGCAUGGGGCCUCCGAACUCGGUGGGGCUUCGCGCGUGCUAUCCUCAGGAUGGACUGGAGGAGCUGUCCUAUGCAGACGUGUUCUAUGGCACGGAUGAUGCCAUAUGCGAGUGGAUGGAGAAUCCUAGCUUCGAUUUCUUCGUCAUUGAGAAGCAGCAGCCCUGCAGCAUUUUGGGCCGUGGCACGUCGCUCAUCAUCAGCAAUGCCACGGCUUUCUCUCACCGUGUCUCAGACGAUCUGCAAAGGGCUCUGUCGUCCUACUGCAGUCCUUGCGGCGAUCUAGUGCUUGGUAUCGUGGAGGUGACAAGGAAGAUGCUCAUGGUGGACGUUCUGGUGCAUCGGUCCCUAGCUUCAGCUUCGCCUGGUUUGCGCCGCAUCGCUGCUGCCUCCAUGGCAUUGGGAUCUGCCUUUGCCGUGCUGCUCCUGACUUUGCUCGAUGCCUUCUCUUUCAUGUCACUGGCCCUAGAGAUGCUGAGACUGCGCAGCAUCGGGUUUGUUGGGUCGCCACUCCAUUUCGCACUCGUGGUUACCAUUGGCCAGGCCGUUGAGCAGGUGGGCCUUCUGGUGGUGCAUUCCCUGAUCAUGGCCGGCAUGUCCUUUCAGCUGGAGCUCGCCAACGAUUUUUGGCCAGAGCUGCACUGCACCCGCAGUACAAUAUCUUCUGAGAGCGUCCCUAAUGCCUGGCAUCAAGCGGCUCGCUGGACGGGAACUGCUUUGGUCUUCUUCGCUGCCGGCAUUUCAGUCUUCUUCGCUCUGUGCAUCCUGGGUGGCUAUGUUUACCGAUUUCAUGGCCUGGUGCCCGCCGGCUGGCUUGCGUCCCUCCUGUACAGUCGUGACGUGAAGAUGACUCGGUUUGCAGCAGCUCCGCUUUCGAUGUCCGACUACAGGCAUGAAACCCUUGCUGUGGAUCCAGCGGAAGCUGAAACAAUACCGACCUCCCUCCUCCGACCUGGCCUUGGUGUCCUUGCAUCUCUGGGCUUCUGGCACCAGAAGAUGAGCUACGUCUUCCAGGUGGGCCGGAGGUUGGAGUGGUACUUGCCGGCUCUUCCGGACACAGAUCCGAAGACCACCGCGUUCACCUCCGACUGUGUGAGCUGGAUGGCCGUUGUCCGGGCCACUGUGCACAACCUCUCCGUUGCUUGGCUUCUGCUGCCUUUCGGAGCGCUGCCGGCGCGAGCCUGCAUGUACUUGAACGAGCGCAUUCUUUUCGCAACCGGGACCGAUGGCGGUAACUCUGCCGACGAAGCAGAUGCCCUCAUGCAACAUGCUUUGGAGGACGCUGGCAUCUUCUGGCAGACCUCGGGAUGGUUGGCGGCCAUGGGCCAUUUUGUGACGCUGCUGCUGCUGCUAGCGGUGGACUUCCUGAUCUUGCCACACGAUCCACGCGAGCAGCUCAUCGCAGGGCUCCUUGCCACAGGAGCCGUACUUGCAGUUCUGCGUGCGACCGUUGCGCAAAUCCAGGGCCUGGAAUCUUGUCGACACCGCCACGGGCUCGUCGCAGCCUGCAGCGAGAUCCUGCAGGAUGCUUUGCCUUCACGGGUGGUCCAGAGUCACACUCGUGCGCAGCUCAAGACGCAUCCCAGGUCUCGGAGCGAGGAACAAGCAGAUGCGUUGGGAAUACGACCAUGGCAUGCAGGCCUUCCCUUCGCGAAGGUUGCAGCUUCGCGGCACGAGAAGCUAACACCCCUGCCAGUGAGGCGUGCAGCCAGUGAACCCACCGAUGAGGAGUGUCUGUCUGCGCUAAGAGGAGACGCCGAGCGUGUUGUUUCAGCCUGUCGCGAGCUCUUGGAACUGGAUUGGGUCAGGAGUGGGCUGCUGCCUGGACGCCUGCGGGGGAAGCUUGUCGCUGCAAGGGCGGCCCGAAAUCGCCGCAUCCGCCUCGCCCAGGCUCUGCUGGCAUCUCGUCGGCCAGGCUUCCUAGCGCGCCUUCGCCGAAGACCUGCAGCCUCUUCAGGGCUUUUCUACGGUGCUUUGCUGAUGGCAUUGCGGGAAGUCGCAGAGGAGGACCUGAUUGCGCAACGCUGCGCGUCGGAGGCCCGAAACGUGGUGUGCGAGCACCUGCGACAGCAUUGCACUCUCCAAGCCCGGAAGCUACAGCUCUGGCUUCACGGCACUGCUCGGAGCCAAGCGGCGCGCUGGGCACAGGCCUUGUCGCUCUCAGGGGCUGUUGGGGACAUCCUCGAGGGCCUUGACUCCCGAGAACUCUGCAAUCCUUGCGAUGGAGAAGUCGCUUCAGAAUCAGAAGAGCCUGCAGACCCCGGCGCAGAUGUGCCGGUUGUGCCUGCCGACCAGCAGGUGGUGGCGGUGCAGCCAGCGACCGAAGAGAAGACUCAAGAUCAAGAGGAGGCUGACGAUGUGCUAGUGAGUCAGGGCGAGGACCAGGAAGUGGGGCCACGACAGCAGCGUCUUCAUGCAUUCCUGCAGUCGCCCGGUCUGCCCGAAGAGAGCGAGGCUGGCGUUGCCAGUGCCACCACAAGUGCUACACUACCUUUCGAUCCUGCUACCGUGCGGGCACGUGCAACCUUGCAGCCUCAGGCCUGGGCGAGCCGAGACGCCCCGCAGACGUUGCGAAUGCUGUUUGCCGUCUCGCAGCAAGGUCUCAUCCGAAUCAGUGGCCACUGGGCAGCUGGGGGUCGUGAAGUCCUCCCGGAAAAGCAGGCUCGGGUCAACAUCACUGCAAAGGCUGAGGUCGUGCUCCAUUGGCCCAAGUCAGCUCGGCCUUCAUCCGCGGAUGUUCAGGUGGAGUUCAUCUCGCACCAGAUUUGGCCCCCCCUUCCACGCAAGCCAGCUGCGGCAGGUGCGGGCGGACUGCUGACAAAGCGAAGCGAUACCAGGCUGCGCACACCGUGCAGGAGGCGUUUGGGAAGCAGCUGGGCGCAGCAAAAUGACGAGCUGCGCUGGUGGGAGCGACAAGUGGCAGGUAGAGGGUGGCUCUUGAGAAGAAGCCCUGCUGCUGUCUCCAACAUGCCCAGCGAAGAGGAUCGAAUGGAUUCGCUGUGGCGUAUUCUUUGUGGUGUCGAGUGGAGCGCCUGCCCCGAUGGUCAGUCCAGCAUUGGCCGGGAUGAGGAUAGCGAGGGGGCCGUUGUCCUUCCAACGGAGCUGGGCCAGACCCGCUGGUUCGCUCCAGUUGCUUUGCCGGCUCUCGAUGCCUCGCAGCAGGAAAAGGUGCCUUUCAACAGCCAGCGGCAACUCGCCACUGCCAGCUUCAGAUUCGCUGUCGCCUUUCCCUCGUGCGACCUCUUCCAGACUGCUGGCCGAAAGCUUGCCUCGACGCAGGUUGGAGGAUGCGUGGGCCUGCUUGGGCCUGUUGCCCACGUGAUGCAGGAGCCCGUGGCAAUGGACGACGAGGUCCUUUUCGCUGCGAAGCAGGCAGCAGCAGUUGCUGCCUCUGCCGCAGCCCAUGCACCAAGAGCGGCGCUGAGGGCGCUGGAGGUGGCCAUGCGCCGAAAUCCUCAGCAACUGGGCGCUGCAUUCCUGACUUCGCUUUACGCUGGCACAGGAGGUUUGUCGCAGGUGGAGGUGGUGCGGCGCAGUUGGCUGAUGGCUGCCGCGGCGCGGAAGCUCCUCAAGCAGAAGCGUGCUCGUCAGGAUGCUCUCGGAGCAGCUGCUUUUCUGGACGGCCAGCCGGGAGCGAAAACGCUGGCUUCGGACCUCAGAGCGCGAACCUAUGGGACUGACAUGUCUUGGCAAAAGUCAGGAAUCGAAGACAUCAAUCCAUUCCGACGUCCCAGACAUGGACGCGAGCUUCUCGGUCUAGACCGUGCAGCGACUAGCGACUACGACUCUCUGUCGUUGCUGCAGCAUGGCCAGGGACGGCAGUGGGGAAAAGUGUGUGGAUUCCGACGAUAUGCUCAGGACUGCAGUGCAGACGAUCGUGUGACGCCGUUCCAGUGCAACGCUGCCACGCUAGCAAUGGUUGUCACCGAAAUAGACGCCUCCGACGACUUCGAUCCCAGCCCGGCGCCGCGAUUCAGAGGCAGUGAGCCUGAGAAUGCCACGAUGGAUGAGGCACAGAUGCAAGAAGGUUCCCAACACAUCCAGCAAAUGGUUGCCGACUUCGUGCAGAAGGCUAGUUCCCAUCAAGCGGAUGUGGCCGAGCUGGAGAAGACCUUGGAGGAAGCCAGACAGGGUGCAGUGGGAUCAGCUGAUCAGACAGCCAUGCAGAACGCCUUCGAACAUUUGAUGGCCCUGCAGAGGGCGGCCCUUGGUCUGCUGGAAUCCUUGCAGAGUGGCAGCAUCAGGCAACUGGAGUCUCGACUGAGCAUGGCUCGCGAACUGGGUCUGGCGCCAGAUGCGUUUCCGGACGCUGCAGGCCAGCGUCGAAUGUAG